AUGCUGCGCCGCGCCCGGCUGGCGCUGGUGGCGGCGGCGCUGGUGGCGCUGGGGGCGCCGAGCGGCCACGGCGCGCGGGCCCUGGAGUGGUACACGGCGUGGGUGAGCACGGCGUAUGUGGAGCCGCUGAGCAACCGCACGGUGCGCGGCAACACGGAGAGCGGCCGCUACGGGGACAGCUCGCCCAAGGAGGGCGCGCAGGGCCUGGUGGGCAUCCCCCGCGGCGCCUCGCCGCGCCACAUGGAGGGCUGCGCCGCCGACACCGACUACGACGUGCCGCUGCCGCCCGGCAGCCGCGCGCCGCCCGACGGCGACCUGCCGCCCUGGAUCGCCCUGGUGGCCCGCGGCGGCUGCACCUUCAAGGACAAGAUCACCAACGCGGCGCGCAAGCGGGCGGCCGCCGUGGUCAUCUACAACGAGGCCCGCUUCGGCAACACCACCGUCUCCAUGUCGCACCUCGGAACAGGAAAUACAGUGGUGAUAAUGGUUGGUUAUCCGAAAGGAAUAGAGAUACUGGAGCCAGUACGAAGAGGGAUUCCAGUAAAAAUGAGUAUCGUUGUUGGUACACGACAUGUGCAGGAAUAUAUUAGUGGUCAGUCGGUUGUGUUUGUAGCCAUCGCCUUCAUUACCAUGAUGAUUAUAUCACUUGCUUGGCUCAUAUUUUACUAUAUACAACGUUUUCUGUAUACAGGAUCACAAUUUGGAAACCAGGGACAUAGGAAAGAAACUAAGAAAGCAAUCAGCCAGCUUCAGCUGCAUACUGUGAAACGUGGAGACAAGGGUUUAGAUGUCGAUGUGGAAAACUGUGCUGUAUGUAUUGAAAACUAUAAACUGAAAGAUACUGUCCGAAUUCUGCCAUGCAAGCAUAUCUUUCAUAGAACGUGCAUUGAUCCUUGGCUUUUGGACCACCGAACUUGUCCAAUGUGUAAACUAGACGUUAUUAAAGCUUUGGGAUACUGGCACCAGAAAAGAGAGAUGAAGACACAUGCGGGAGACCCUGAAGAUGUGCUUGAUGUUCCAAUACCUGAAUCAAUAAGUGGCAGUGUUUCAGUUGGAAGUCUGAGUAUUGCUUUACAAGAAGAUGACAGAAAUGAAGUAAGCGAAUUGUCAGCUUCCUCCACUAAUGAAUCUGUUUUGCAAUGUACCAGUUUGAAAGAGGAUGCAGGUGAAACGACAGCAUUACUUGAUGUGGAUGUCAGUAAUAACCGGCAUGGAGAACAUCUGGCUAAUGGAAAUUCCCACUGAACUGCUUCAUGGAAGAUAUCUUUAACAGACUGUUAAAGAACUAUUAUUUUUUAUUUAAUUAGUAUGAACUUUUGUCUAGUUAAUGGAAAAUAACAAUGUAAAUUAUUUUACCUUUCAAACUUUUCUAGCUGGUGUUUCAAAAGGGCUAAUAACUUAGAAUUUUGUACAAAAGAGGAUUUUAUAAAAUCUCCUCUGGAUGUCUCAUCCUAAAAAAAAAAAAAAAUGCAAUAACCCUUUUCCUGUAAGCAUUAUUACAAUGUCAUUGUGUUCCAGAGGGCUGUAACAAAGAUGAAGACUAGGCAGUGAAAACAAUGUAGAAUGUCUAAUGGUAAAUACUUUGGAUGCACUAUUUACAUUCAGUACCUACACAAAGAGAACACUUACAAGACUACAGCUAUUAAAAUGAUCUGAAAGUUCUGGUCUAUUGUAAUUGGAGAUGGAUGUUCUUAGAAAAGACACAAUCUAAGAAUUACUUGACUGAAUCAAAUCACUCAUGGAUAUGUUAUAUAUCCUUUUUCGAGAUGAAAAAAUAAUAGUUGGAAAUUUCCUUAUGUAAUUAAUAAUAAUUUCAUCUUGUAAUGUGUUCCACUUAGAGUGGAUGCUGAGAGAAAAGGAGACUUUCUCCAUCUCACUAGCUUUUUAUACUGAAUUUGGCAGUAAUAGGUUGUGCUAGGGGGUCUUAACGUGCUGAGCAUGUAGACUUAAAUAGGUAUAUGCACACUGGUUACUUCUUUCAAUCUUAAACUCAGUAGAACAGAGGUAAAGGGCUAAUUAUAGCUAAAAAUAUAUUUAUUAGUCUAUUUAUAAGAUUUUAUUGAAUUCUUCCUUACUCUUGCUCCCAUGCUGUCCUACUACUUUAUGUACAAGUUGGAACCAUUUCUUAAGAUCUUCUAUGAAGUUUUUUUUGUCUAUAGAUGCUAGAAUUCAUUUCUUGGCGGUUCCAUAUUAGGAGUUUUGACUGGGUUUAUCAUUAGCUUUUAUUCUUUUCUUUUGGAUUAGCAGUAUUGUGCCUUAUAGUAAAACAUCUAUUAAACCUGAAGCAUCUGAGCGUAAAUAUAAACCCUGGCAUCUUCCAUUAUGACCUCUUAUUCAAAUAUUUAUAUACUGUAAGUGGUAUAAGGAAUUGCUAAACUGUUUUGUAAAGAGAUAUGUAUAUUUAAAACACUACUUACCAAGAAUGUUAAAUGAAUUGUUUAGGAUUUUAGUAUUGUCAUGUUUUAAAUGUGCUACAUUCCUCUUUUUUUUGUUUUUUGUAAAGCUGUUAAUUGUUUAGUUGUACAAGUUGUUUAAAAUGGUGUCUCUUACUAGAUGCUUGUUUUAGAGGGCAUUUUGUUUCUUAGAUGUAUAUUUGGAAUGUUUUUUAAAAAUAUGCAAUUCUUUUUCUAACUUAUAUUCAGCUUCUAUAGAAGCAAUAAUUUUUUUUUUUUUUAGAGUGAAUGUUCCAGAAAUGAUAGAGGUUUCAGCUGGGGAAAAAGAAUUUGAAUUUGUAUUUUGCAGGGCAGAUGUUUCAUCUUAAAUUUUCUUCAGAAUAUUCUUAUUAAUGCCUACUUAAAAAUCUGCCUCUUCCCAGUAGGAGUUUUAUUUUUGGUUUACUGGAAAAUUGUCAGGUUGUAGUUUUCUGAUGUCACCAGCAGGUGCAAGUUUUUGUGAUGCCUUUAUCUUAUGAGAAGCACAUGAGAACGGAAUGUGACUGAUCAACCAUCUCCAAAACUGGAAAAAAAAAUCGCAACUAAACCAAUGUAUAGGGACCUAUAUGUCUCCAAAAGAAGCUUAUCAAUAUUUCCAGAAACUGCCUUUUUAACUUGUUCUUCAGUACAAAAAUUAAGUCUUCUCCCUCUUCUUUAACACAAAACUGAACAUUGAUAUAGUAUAUUUUGAGAGGUUUCAAACUCUAGCUCAAUGAGGAAUCAAAAGGAGUUAUCAAGAAGAGCUCUGUCAGUCUAUGGAUCAUGACUUGCUGAUACCUGCACCACAGUAUUCAUGCUGGAGGGGAGAAAUGUGGUGCUAUGUGAAGAUUUGGGAAUUGGAAUUGCAGAUUAAACAUGCACAAACCAAGCUGAAGGCUUUUGUUCUUGUUCAGUAUAGGUCCUGAUCUCUCUCCUCAGAUAUCCUGCUGUAUUGCAAAACGUGAGAAAGUUUAAAAAGUAGAAUGUCUUUAUAACUGCAUGUGUUUGUGUGAGGAAUGCAUUGCCUGGAAACUGUCCAUUUAUGCUUCCACUGGAUCUGAAGCUAGUUUUCACCAUCUGAAACGUGGUAAUGAUACUGCAUUUUUAAAUGAGCAUAUCCUUCUUAAGUAAGUCAGAAAAGAAAAAUAAUUUAAGCUUCCAUCAUUUCAUUAGUCUGAAGCUUAAGUCCAAAACUUGGAAUUCAGUUACUUCUACUCCAACUAUGUCUGCACAUAACCAUCUGAACUUGAUAGUUUUUCUGUCAACUACUGCUCACAAUCAACUGUCUUACAGUAACCUUGCAUUAACUCAGUUGCAUUGAUUAAGCACUGAACUUUCCAUUGUGUAUGUACAACUGUAAGACUGUCUAGUUAUGCAUUGUUGAUGUAACUUAAAAGUUAAUGUCUGAAAGCUCAAAUUCUGUAAUAAAUU
Messenger RNA from Rhea pennata, 3842 nucleotides. RefSeq names its product ring finger protein 149 (gene RNF149). The transcript is spliced from 9 exons. The coding region runs from base 1 to 1245 and encodes 414 amino acids. The record is from RefSeq and is a predicted model, not a curated record. Lineage: Eukaryota; Metazoa; Chordata; Aves; Rheiformes; Rheidae.